Messenger RNA from Aspergillus ruber CBS 135680, 480 nucleotides. RefSeq lists its product as uncharacterized. The record is from RefSeq and is a predicted model, not a curated record. The transcript has a single exon. The coding region runs from base 1 to 480 and encodes 159 amino acids. NCBI's taxonomy places the organism in Eukaryota, Fungi, Ascomycota, Eurotiomycetes, Eurotiales, Aspergillaceae.
AUGACAUUCGUCACAACCGCCUCCCCAGCAACAGCAACCUCAACGACCUGCGAUGGUUCAGGGCAGUACGAACUCCCAGUCAAAGAUGCCGCCUGUGGCGUCCCAAAUAUCAAAAAUUACCAGUCCCUCUUUGACAACUGCGCGAAGCCAGCUGGUUCCCGACCAUAUUACCACGACUGUGCCCUGUGGGGCCUUGCCGUCGACCAGUCUGUCCAAGACCUCACCGAUUGUCUUUACAAAGCUGGUGUCGCUUGGGAAGAUGUCUGGUGUCAUGGUGAUACCAACGGGACCGCUACGGCGACGUCUUAUCCUACUCCGACAGCUACGGGUACAUCUACCUCAACUGGGAAAAAGAGCGGCACAUCUUCUACCUUGUCCUCGACAAGCGAGACAAAUAUGGCCAUCUCGUCACAAGGCCAGAUUCCGACUAAGAUUGCGCUAGGACUACUGGGGCUUGUCUUGACGGGUGUUUUUGUUUGA